AUGGUCGUUACUACUAAUACUGACGGUGCAAUGAGCACAUCCGACGCUGGUGAGAAGACCUACCCGGCCGCAAACUGUUACUGCAAAGAUUAUAUUCGCGGUUGUUGCACUCGAGAAAACUGCAGAUUCAUACAUGUAAUACCUCCGAAGUCAUGUUUAAAGGAAUUGUUCAGAUUUUGUCAUGAUUAUCAAAACAAAGGAUGUUAUAGACAAAACUGCAAAUUCAUACACAGCACAGUAGAAGAAGAAGAUAAUUUUUAUGCUACAGGCAAAUUUCCCCAUAGUACGCGAAAUGCACCAGUAUGCCAGGCUUAUACAGUGAAUGCCUGUAACAAUCAAGAUUGUCAAUAUUUACAUCCACCUGAUGUGAGCGGACAUGAACUUGUGCCCAUACACAGUGUUCCCCCACCUCACCAGUUCACCCACCCACCACCACCUCUGAAAGACGAAGAUUCUCCUCCAGAAGCCAAAUUAAGAAGAUUUACAUAUGAAGAAAAUGGUAUUGAAAAUCAAGUUUUAUCAACGCAACAUUUGUGCUCAAAUUGUGAAACUUUAGACCAUAAAAUAAAGUUACUACAUGACAACAUAAGUGUGCUUUUGAAAAAAAUUGCAGAUUUAACAGAAAAGAAUGUGCAGUUAACUUCUAUGAAUGAAUUUUUACUGGAACAGGCAGCCACUGUGAGGACUGGCCAGCCCUGUGUGAUCACUUCAAGACAUGGGACUUCAGCACCCGUAUCCCUAGCAACUGUCAGUGUGACUCCAGUAGUGAGCCUGGCAGGAGCCCUACCUACACUAGUUCCUGCUGCAGCCACUCCUAAUUUGGCAUUGGCUCCUGCAGCCUCUCGAGCACAAUUAUUAACUCCUGCUCCACAAAUCUUAACAGUGAGCACAACACAACAGUUAAUGGGGAAUUCUGGUGCUCUCAUAGUCACUAGUGCUGGAGCUCAACAAUUGAUGCAUGUUAGUGAUUCUGGUACCCUUAUGGGUGGAGGGCAAACUGUUGUAGCAGUACCAGCUCAGUUGACUUUGGCACAACCUGCACAACAACUCAUGAGCAAUGCAUCUCAAACUGCUGUUCAGCAACUCGUCCAGCAAUCAGCUCUACAACCACAACUAGGUCCUCAGCACCAAGCUACCCAGUAUGCAACCCAACAAUCAGUGCAACACUUGGCUGCAGCUCAGCAGUCUGCCCAGCACCUUGCACAACAGUCAGCUCAACAUUUAGCUGCUCAGCAAUCUGCUCAGCAUUUGGCAGCCCAACAGUCAGCCCAGCACUUGGCAGCCCAACAGUCUGCACAACAUAUGGCAGCACAACAGUCUGCACAACAUUUAGCUGCCCAGCAAUCUGCACAGCAUUUAGCAGUUCAACAAUCAGCGCAACAUUUGGCAGCACAGCAGUCUGCACAGCAUUUGGCUGCACAGCAAUCAGCUCAACACUUGGCUGCACAGCAAUCUGCUCAGCAUUUAGCUGCACAGCAGUCGGCUCAGCACUUGGCUGCUGCAGCGCAACAAUCGGCACAGCAGCUGGCUGCGGCUGCCCAGCAGUCGGCCCAGCAGAUGGUGGCGCAACAGUCGGCGCAGCAACUGGCGGCCCAGCAAUCCGCACAGCAACAGCUGGUUCCCUCCGCGCAGCAGUUGGUCCAUCAAACAUCUACUCAGCAAAUUACUAUCUCUAGCACUAGUCAGCCCAUGGCAUUAAGUAAUUCUCAGGCUCAGCCUAUUACAUUCCCUAUGAUAUCACAAAGUAUUCUACCACAUUAA
This is a messenger RNA of Spodoptera littoralis (African cotton leafworm), 1761 nucleotides long. NCBI's taxonomy places the organism in Eukaryota, Metazoa, Arthropoda, Insecta, Lepidoptera, Noctuidae. The record is from the annotation of a GenBank genome assembly.